AUGGAGGCGGAAAAGGCGGCAGCGGCGGCGUCUGAGCCUGAGCCCGCGCAUUCAUCGACGACGACGACGACGAGGAUGAGGACGCUGACGGAGGAGCAGACGCGGGCGCUGUUUGACAUCCUCACGCACCGGGAGACGUAUGCCGAGAUUGAAGGGUUCAAGGCCCCGGAUGCGGUGACGGGCUAUGGAUAUCCGUUUGCGAGGAGGAUGUUGAAGCAGACGGCGUCGGCGGCGGGGACACCCAAGGCGGGGACGCCGAGAUCGAGGACGCCCGUGUCGUUUUGGCGGGCGAGGCGGGGAGCGGAUGAUGCGAAGAGCGAGGCUGACGGCGACGAGGCUGAUAGCGAUGAUGAUGGUGGUGAUGAUGAUGAUGAGGCUGGCGCGGAAUCCACGUCGCCGCUGCUGCAGUUCAUGCUGACGAAGCUGGUGCUGCCGCUGCCGGGCGUGCGAGACUUGCCGGCCGGGUUCUGGAACGUGAGGAUGCAGGGCUUGCUGGCUCGCUUUGCGGAGGCGGAGCUGUCGGAGAGUUACGACAAGGGCGCGAUGGGGACGAGGAAGACGCUGGCGACGGGGGCGAGCAGCGUGCUGGAGAUGGUGGCGAGGGGGAUCCUGGGCGGCGUGGUGAGAGCAGCAGGCGAAGAGGAGGAGGAGGAGGAGAAGAAGAGGGAGGAGUAUGAUGAGAGCAAGGCGGAGGAUUUGUUGAGGGCGUUUGGGGAUGUUUUGGAGGAUUGGGCGUAUGGCGAUUUGAUGGGGAGGUUGUCGGCGCAUGUUACGGCGACGGAGGACGUGGAGGGGUUUUCGCCUGCUUUGAAGGCUGCGUUGAAUUAUGCCAUUAUUAACGUCGCUACUUUUGCUCAUCAUACCUUUACCGUCUCUCCAGAGGGCCAGGAUCUGCUCAAGCUGAUCGAGAACCUCAACAGCUUGGUGCCCUACAAGAUGAUCAAGCAGACGCUGCGCAUCGGAAACGCAGCCACCAUGAUCAGCGGCAUGAUGCGCCUCAUGCUGGCAAAGAUUAGCGUCACCAGCUUGACCAACUGGGUCGGCUUGACGGCCAACGCGGACGACGGGAUGAAUCUCCUGCAGAGGAUCAUCUCGCUGGCCUUGUCGUGGGAUGCCUCGGAAUUCAAGAAGAGCGUGGAUAAAAUCGAGAAGAGCAAGGGAGAGGCGGCGCCGACGGAUGAGAUGCUCGAGGCGAUUCGCACGCACGUUGCGUUGCCGAGGAGCGAGCAUGUUGCCGUUCGGGAUGCGAGUGUGCGGCAUUCGGAGUCGAUUAUCGUGGCUAUUUUGAAGGCUUCGGAUCCGUCGCUGGCGGAGGGUCUUGCGGAGGGGCAGCACGCGCAGUGUUUGGAGUAUUACGCUGCGCUGCUGUCGGUUCAUGAUCGUGAGGGUAUCACUUCGGUGUUGUGUCGGCAGUCGCCGGAUCUGUUUACGCAGGCUGUCAAGGAUGUGGUUGGUGCGUACGAGCCGAUGAUUCGGGACGUGCACUCGCAGAUUGACAUACGGUACUAUCUUGAGGCGAUGCAGGGCUUCGUGUCGGAACUUAUCCGCGUGAGCAGGCAGAAGAAGGUGAAGCGGAGCAAGAAGAAGGACGAUGAGGGUAGUUCCGAGGAGGAGGAGGAUGGGGCGAGCGUGGAGGAUUACGUGGUGCUGCUGAGGAACCACAGGGGGUUGCUGUAUAAGUGGGUGCAUGACUUUGCGAAGAACUGUCCCGAGGUGUGGAAGGACUUUCCUGCGUGGGGGCAGGAUAUCGCUGUGAGGUUUCGAAAACCGGACGCUGAUGAUGGGUUGGAGGAGAAGAAGAGGGCGAUGGAGGAGCAGCUUGAUGAGAUGGUUGGGGGUCUCGAGGGGGCGGUGCGGGAGGAUGUGCUGAGGGCUGUUGAUGCGCAUGCCGAGUAUCUUGCGGCUAUUACGCGAGUGUCUCAACGGCGGCUACAAGCUGUCAUUGAUGCCGCUGCGUCUUCUUCAUCUGCGUCUGGAUCUACACCUGGAUCUCGGACUGCGGCGUCUGGGCCUGGGAUCUAUCUCUCGCAGUGGCAGUCACUCCUCGAUUCUACGAUGAUCACGCCAUCUUCGAAAGAAGGGCCCCUACGACAUGGCCAAGACGUCAAAUACGUUUCUACAAUGGGGAAACUCGGUCUAGGCGGGCGAAAGUUGAAAGGAGGAAAGGGGGUGGGAGAGGAGGACCUCAAGGCGCCGGAUGUGAGCGUCGUGGAAGAGGCUUUGGGGGAUGCGUUUAGAGAAGUGAUUCGACAGAGAGCGGGAAGUGAUGGGGAAGUUUAA
Messenger RNA from Trichoderma aggressivum f. europaeum, 2280 nucleotides. RefSeq lists its product as uncharacterized. NCBI's taxonomy places the organism in Eukaryota, Fungi, Ascomycota, Sordariomycetes, Hypocreales, Hypocreaceae. Gene Ontology annotation, molecular function: phosphatidylinositol binding. The transcript has 2 exons. The record is from RefSeq and is a predicted model, not a curated record. The coding region runs from base 1 to 2280 and encodes 759 amino acids.